GGCCUCCGGGGAACUCACUUCACGGUUUAAAAAAUAGCACCGUAACUUGGUGGGCGUUAUCCUCGUAAUGUCUCUGCGUGAGAAAUACAAGGUGUGGCGUGUGAGCGUGUGAACGGGUUGAAAUGCGUGGGUCUCACGCCCAAUGCGUGAGACUUGAGAGCCAUGGAAUGUCCAUGAACAGUGAUGUUUUCUCUUGUGUAAUCAUUCAAUAGAGUCAGAAAACUAGUCCAAAUGCCGUUCAGGAAUGCAGCAGUGAGGCUACGUGAUGGACGCAUGACGCAGCGCGUCUAUUGGCUGUUUAAACUCCAGCGCGUCCGAUUGGCCUGAGACGAACUUUAGGAGUGAUGGAACAGGACGUGAGAAUUUAAUUAAGUCUGAACAGGUCGAGAAUAUACUACGUGAACUGACCCAGGGCCGCUGCAUGGGUGCUUUCACUUGCAUUGCCUAUCCACUGAACCCGUGAAUGAGCACUUUUUACGCCUGGGUUUAUUUACUGGCACGGGAAGCAUGCACCUUGCGCUUCUGCUGACUCUGGGCUUCGGGUUCGCGUUUGCGUGUCAGUUGCCCAGCGAGUGGAGACCACUGAGCGAGAGCUGUCGAGCUGAACUCGCCGAGAUUAUCGUGUACGCCAAGGUGCUGGCCAUCCACGAGGAGCCGUACGCGUCAAGUCUUUACAAUUACCUGCCGUACCAGAAGCACGAGCGCGCGGAGGACGCGCUGCUGUACGCGGCGGAGGUGGAGCUGCUGUGCGACCAGGCGUGGGGCAGCAUGCUGGAGGUGCCCGCGGGCUCGCGCCUCAACCUCACGGGACUCGGGUACUUCAGCUGUCAGUCACACACGGUGAUGGAAAACAACUCCUACAUUUUCUUUCUCAGGAUGGAUGAAAACUACAACAUCCUCCCUCAUGGAGUUAACUUCCAGGAUGCCAUAUUCCCUGACACACUAGAGAACAGACGACUGUUUUCCAGUCUCUUCCAGUUCUCAAACUGCUCUGGUGGACAGACAAUACACAACUUUAAUAGUGAUUGGGAGAGCCAGGAAGACAGCAGGCUGCUGUGUUCCUCCGUGCAGAAGGUGUUGUUUGAGGAGGAGGAGCGGGUGGGACAGCUUGAGGAGCGCGUGGCCGAGCUGGAGAGGAGGAACGACCGGUUAAAAGAGCGAGUGGGGAAACUGAGGCAUUCUCUGAGGAAGGCCCGAAAAGUGUCCCGCCGUGCUGAACGGGAGUACCAGGAGCUGCAAGAGCGCCUGAAGACAGCAGAGAGACACGUAGGACAUCACAUCAAUGCCAUUUCACCCCAACACAGCCCUCCACGCUACAGAUAUACACACGGACUGUGAGCUCCAACACACACACACAAGGACACAAACAGACGUUUCCACAGUUUUUAGCAAUUAAUUAAGCCCCAAAUGUUCGGUGUAAACUUUUUGUACAUAAUUUAAAAUGUUGAUAUUGAUAAAGUAAACGUAAACCUAAUAUGCUAAAUAUGCUAAUUCAAGAUUUUAGUGUAAAAAGUGAAUAGUUAAGGAACUGUUUCUAAUCUGACCCAUAAAAAUGACUUUUUAGUGUAGCCUAAUGUAAUAUUUUAGAGUUUGAGUUUGAAUUAAAUUAAUUAAUUUUGAUGUUACCACAUAAAAUAUUUUUUUUUUUUAAAGAUUUAAAUGUUUACAGUGUAUUACUUUUGAAUCUUAAAGGGACAGUACACCCAAAAUUCUGUCAAUAUUUACUCACCAUCAUCGCAUUCCAAACCAUUUCUGUCAUCUUCUGAACACAAAAGAAGAUAUUUUGAGGAAUGAUGAUAGUUUUUUUUACAGUGGGAACAGAAACUGUUUAGUUACUGACAUUCUUUGCCAAUUCUUCUUUUGUGUUGCACCAAAGCAAAAAAUUCAUGCAGGUUUGGAACAACAUGAGUGAGUAAAUAAAGACACCCUUUAAAUCUUAAAAUCAGUAUAUAACUUUAACAUACACUGAUGAACUGUUUACACAUUCAAAAUACAACUGACAGUGAAGUACAUUAAGACGAAAGUUUGCAAAGUCUUAAAAUAUUCAAAAUGUAACAGGAAGUAGUGAUGUCAUCAUUACAUUUACAUACUGACUUAUGAUUGGUCUGACUUACCUGAAAGUAUUUUUGUUCAUCUUUAGUUUCGUUGUACAUUGUAAAACUCAAACAAAAUGCAAUG
Carassius auratus (goldfish) is the source of this 2178-nucleotide messenger RNA. RefSeq names its product coiled-coil domain-containing protein 3-like. Lineage: Eukaryota; Metazoa; Chordata; Actinopteri; Cypriniformes; Cyprinidae. Gene Ontology annotation, cellular component: extracellular region. The coding region runs from base 508 to 1338 and encodes 276 amino acids. The record is from RefSeq and is a predicted model, not a curated record. Gene Ontology annotation, biological process: negative regulation of gene expression. The transcript is spliced from 4 exons.